Molecule: messenger RNA, 1693 nt
Organism: Ipomoea nil (Japanese morning glory)
Lineage: Eukaryota; Viridiplantae; Streptophyta; Magnoliopsida; Solanales; Convolvulaceae
Product: B3 domain-containing protein At2g36080-like
Exons: 4
Coding region: 158-1093 (311 amino acids)
Molecular function (GO): DNA-binding transcription factor activity; DNA binding
Source: RefSeq, a predicted model, not a curated record
AAUAUAGUAUUCUUGUACUUACAUCUCUCUCCUCUCUCUAUAUCUCUAUAUCGGCACUUGUCAAAUUCCUUCAAAUACUUCCCCACAGCUUCCACAUCAUAACGUACUAUUCUCACUCCAACUGCCAUCCCCCCAUCUCUCUCUCUCUCUUUCUGGGAUGUCUGUGAACCAUCCCUCAUCGGAGCUGCCGGCGGAGCCAUUCUGGUGGAGUAAACAGCCGGAGUAUAUCGUCGAGUCGUCGAGGAAAGGCGUCCGGUUCGACCUGAACGACGACGAGGAGCCGGAGGAGCAGCUCACCGAGGAGAGGGAUCAGGUAAUGGUGCCGAAAGAGCACUUGUUCGAGAAGCCAUUGACGCCCAGCGAUGUCGGAAAACUCAACCGCCUCGUCAUCCCCAAACAACACGCCGAGAAGUACUUCCCGUUGACCGGACAGGACUCCUCCGCCGCCGCAGCCGGCGCCGAGAAAGGUUUGCUGCUUAGCUUCGAGGAUGAAUCCGGCAAGCUCUGGCGGUUCAGGUAUUCGUAUUGGAACAGUAGCCAGAGCUACGUGCUGACGAAAGGGUGGAGCCGGUUCGUGAAGGAGAAGCGGCUGGACGCCGGCGACGUGGUGCUGUUCCAGCGCCACCGCCUGGACGGCGACCGCCUCUUUAUAGGGUGGAGGCGGAGAAGCGCUGGCGCCGCCGCGGCUGCCGCGGGAGUUCACGAAGGAGGAGCGGUCGGUCAGCCGGGCACGGUGGUUGGCGGCGGAUGGGGCCAAGUGUACUACCCUUAUCCUCCGGCGGGUCUCCCAUUCCAAUCCCCCGACUGUCUUCAUGCAGGAGGUUCAAUGGGGCAAAGCCAGACACCAUCCAGUGGGAGUUCGAGGACACUAAGGUUGUUUGGGGUGAACAUGGAGUGCCAACCGGAGGUGGAAGAGGCUGAACCGGCAACACCAGACGGUUCGACCACAUCGAGCCAGGGUCAGACCGGCCAUCACUAUUUAUACCAAUAUUAUUCCAACCCUCUUGCCUCCUACAACAACCAUUACACUCACAUGCAGGAUUUAAAAAAUUUCUCAAGAGAUGUCAAUCAGAUGAGAUAUCAGCAGGGAUAAGAUCUGUGGAUGUGACAUUCUGGACUGACUAGUAUGGACCACAGGGGAAAGUAAAAAAGAAAAAAAAAAAAGGAUUAAUUUUUAUAUAAAAAAAAAUACAGAAAAGAAGGGGGAAAAUCCAAGAUUUUCUGGCAAGUUGUCUUUCUAUAUAAAGGCUGGUGUAUUGUAUAUCAAGAAGCUGUCAAUCAGGCCCUCUCCAAGUCCAGGGGGAAUGGAAGAGAACCCACAUCAGAAAAUGGGAGAUGAAAAUGAAAGCUAGGUUUUUUUUGGGGGGGUAGGCCUGGAGGGGUCCACAAGGUUAUAGGAUGAUGUCAGCAGGGGCCAAGUGGAAGAACAUGGCUCAUGGCAAUCAAGAAUUCCACUGUUUUCUAUAUACAUGAAACAAGAAAAAAGUUUUGUUGUCUACUGUUGAGAUUCUGGCUGGAGAUUUUUAAUGGGGGGCUUAUUAGUGAGUGGAAGAACAGAUACAGGAGGUGGAGGUCACUGUAGUUUUACUAGCAUCAAAACUCUGAACCAACUAACUGUUUUUAACUGCCUUUUUAUUGUUAUGGUUAUGCUACUAAUCAAAUGGCACAAGCUUUCUGCUGUUCUUUUGUUCAA